This is a messenger RNA of Bombus terrestris (buff-tailed bumblebee), 2631 nucleotides long. RefSeq names its product fatty-acid amide hydrolase 2-A. The record is from RefSeq and is a predicted model, not a curated record. The coding region runs from base 545 to 2155 and encodes 536 amino acids. The transcript is spliced from 8 exons. Lineage: Eukaryota; Metazoa; Arthropoda; Insecta; Hymenoptera; Apidae.
UAAUAUAAUUUACGAUUUGUCACAAUUCUAAACUUGCGAUACGAGAUGCUGAAAUGUUACUAAAUCAAUAAUACAAAAAUUCAGGUUUUGAGGGGCUAUUGAAACAUAACGUCAACACAGAGCGUAUCUCGUGAAAUUAUGAACAUUAUAUCGUAACAGUAAUCUAUCCAUCGCUGCUUGGCAGCCAUCUUACAAGUCUAUCCCCAACCCGUUAAAUAUUUCUCCGAUGCAUAAAAGUAAGUCCCAGGCAGGGAAGCAACUAUAGCGUUUGCGCGGAUCACGUAUAAUCAGAACCGGUGAAGGUAUAAGUGGUGUCAGUCGACUACGAGCGUUGGGGAAAGCGACGUCAUACGAGACGCGGUAUUGCACUGUCGAUAAGUCGUGACUUAAAUCAGCUUAGUUUUCGUAAAGUGUCACAUGAUACUAAAUUACACAUUAGUAUACAACGAGUAAUUCCAGCUGACUCGUCAAAUAAAGUAUAAUAGCAGAAUACGAAACAGUUUCCUACAGUCGAUCUCACGCGAGCCUUUGUAACUUUCGUCGAAUGUCAACUAAACACAAAGAUCAGGGGAAAAUGCAGCCUAAAGGACAAAUAUUGAAUGCAAUUCAUCGACUAAUUGAAUUCAUUGGCAAAUGGAUAUAUACCUUCAUUGCAUUCUUGAAGGGUCCUGCAGAAUCUCAACCUCCUAUAAAGGAUCUAACACUUUUACACAGUGCAACUACUUUAGCAUUAAAAAUUCGAAAUAAACAGUUAACUUCACAAGAAGUGGUACAAUCAUACAUAGAUAGGAUAAAAGAAAUUCAACCAAUACUAAAUUGUGUAGUGGAAGAUCGCUUUGAGGAUGCCCUCAAAGAAGCAAAACUGUGUGAUGAUCUUUUGAAAUCUGAGAAUGCUCCAUCUUCUCAAGUAUUAGCUGAAGAAAAACCCUUCUUUGGAGUGCCUUUCACAACAAAGGACUGUAUUGCAAUUGCUGGAAUGAAACAGACAGCUGGUUUAACCAUUCGUAAGAACAUUGUUUCCGAACGUGACGCAGAAGCGGUUAGAUUAAUGAGGGCUGCUGGUGCCAUCCCUCUGGCUACAACGAACGUGUCAGAAUUAGCCAUGUGGUGGGAAACCUCUAACUGUUUAUAUGGAACUACAAAAAAUCCGUAUAAUACGAGACAUAUUGUCGGAGGUUCCUCUGGUGGUGAAGGUUGUAUACAAGCUGCAGCUGGUUCGCCAUUAGGAAUAGGAUCAGAUAUUGGUGGUUCUAUUCGUAUACCGAGCUACUUCAACGGACUUUUCGGGCACAAACCAUCUACUGGAAUGGUUUCGAACGAUGGCCAAUACCCGAGUGCACAAAGCGAAGACCAAAACAGAUUGCUAUCUAUUGGCCCUAUGUGCAGAUACGCACAAGAUUUACUGCCUACUUUGAAGAUUCUUGCGGACAAGAAUGCAGAUAUGUUGCAUUUGAACGAAAAAGUAGACAUUUCGAAACUUAAGUUUUAUUAUAUGGAAGACGACGGUGGUCAAUAUUUCACGUCUCCAGUUGAUUCAGAGAUAAGAGAAGCCAUGAGAAAGGUAGUUCAAUAUCUGGAGAAAGCUCAUAAAAUUAAAGCGACUAAGAUCCACAUUAAAAAAAUGAAAAAAAGCAUCGCUCUGUGGAUGGCCAAUAUGAGUUGUAAAGACGAAAAAGAUUUUACUUAUGAAUUGUCGAACAGAGUGGGUCAUAUAAAUUUAUGGUGGGAAUUUUUGAAAUGGACACUGUUCCUGAGCAAUCAUACAUUGAUAGCUCUUCUUACUGCCACGUUUGAAAGAUUUGCCGUGAAGCAUGGAAGCGACAAACACACGAAAUUCAUACAAGAAAGUAAAGAACUUUAUCGAGAAUUUCAGGAUAUUUUAGGUGAAGACGGUGUGUUCCUAUACCCAACGCAUCCAACUGCGGCACCAAUGCACUACGAACCGUUGAUUAAACCAUUCAAUUUUUCAUACACUGGAAUUAUUAAUGUUUUGGGCUUACCUGCUACUGCGUGUCCCCUAGGUUUGAACAAACAAGGACUUCCUAUUGGUAUACAGGUUAUUAGUGGCCUACAUCAAGAUCGUUUAACCAUAGCCGUUUGUGAAGAACUAGAACGGGGUUUUGGAGGUUGGGUACCUCCAACUAUUGUAGCUUGAUACGAUACUUGUCGCUUAGACAAUAAUCCUGUGCGUAAUACGAUGCAUAAAGUUUCUUUUUACCAUGCCCUGUUAUUAUCAUUUUUUGAGAACUAACUUACACCUGAUUAAUCGAUAUUAGCCAAUCAUUAAGGUAAAGUACAAAUAUUUAUCCAAAACGCAGAUCUUUCAAAUACUUCGAAAAAAACUGAGAAAGGACUGAGAAGGAACUGAGACACUAAGAGAAACUAAGAAUUCUUACGACUAUACAUAAUAUAAUAAAUACUAAAUUCUUUUUUUUAUCGGUUUAUGUAACCGAUUAUAAACUAAGUCUCGCCGAAUACGCAAAAUUGUGCGUAAUAAAUAUAUACUAUAUGAAUAUAUGAGAUGUGCGUAUAUUUAUAUUUAUAAAUUGAUGUUAAAAAAUUCAUUUUUCUAACAAAAAUCAUGUUGAAGGAAGUAAUAACAUUUGUACAUAAGUAAACUACUACACUGUA